AUGGCCUCUUCACGAUUGACUAUUGUCAUCAAGCUAGGGACAAGUUCUAUUGUGGAUGAGAAUACGCAUGAACCUAUCCUCUCAAUUCUCACCCUCAUAGUCGAGACUGUUGCUAAGCUUCACCGGGAUGGCCACAAUGUCGUUCUUGUUUCUUCUGGUGCUGUAGGCGUGGGACUGAGGAGAAUGGAUGUGGAUCAGAGACCAACCAAUCUACCCCGCAUUCAGGCGCUCGCGGCUGUGGGACAGUGCAGGCUUAUGAGCCUUUGGGACGGGUUAUUCUCGCACCUUCGGGUUCCAGUGGCCCAGAUUCUUUUGACCAGGAAUGACAUCGCAGAUAGAACACAAUAUGGGAAUGCCCAGAAUACUUUCGGGCAGUUGUUUGACAUGGGUGUAAUUCCUAUUGUCAAUGAAAACGACACUCUUGCCGUUUCAGAAAUCAAAUUUGGUGACAACGAUACAUUGUCUGCCAUCACAGCCGCAAUGGUCAAAGCUGAUUACCUUUUCCUGAUGACGGACGUUGACUGCCUUUACACCGCCAACCCACGUCACAAUCCCGAUGCGCGCCCAAUCGAAGUUGUCACCGAUAUAUCUUCGUUGGAGGCGGACGUCUCCUCGGCUGGCUCAUCCUUAGGUACUGGAGGCAUGAGUACCAAGAUUGUGGCGGCCAAGCUAGGCACAAGUGCUGGCGUGACGACAGUCAUUACCCGGAGCUCAAAACCCGGAAAUGUUCAUGAAAUUGUCAAAUAUCUCCAGCGAAUUCAAAACGUCUCUCAUACUCAGUCUGCAGCCGCGGACGAAGAAGGGAACACAAUCCCGGCGCCUCCUCUCCACACGCGGUUCUUGCCCUCUGAGGAUCCAAUACAAUCCCGAUCAUUCUGGCUACUUCAUGGGCUAAAGCCACGAGGCACAAUAUUCAUCGAUCAGGGCGCAUAUAUCGCCCUUCAGAAUAAGGCCAACCUCCUUCCAGCCGGAGUUUCGGAUGUGGAUGGUACUUUUGCGCAGCAGGAAGCGGUCCGGAUCGUCGUGAUCCAAAAAGUAUCCCCAGAUUCACUCAACGGCGACUUCCUACAUCAUGGCCAGGAACCCAAGGAGGUCGGUCGCGCAUUGGUCAAUUACAGCAGCCAUGAAAUCGCGCGCAUCAAAGGUCACAGGAGCACUCAAAUACAAUCGUUGCUGGGAUACGCAGACAGCGAGUACGUUGCCUUCCGAGAAAACAUCUCUUUUUGGUAG
Molecule: messenger RNA, 1230 nt
Organism: Aspergillus melleus
Lineage: Eukaryota; Fungi; Ascomycota; Eurotiomycetes; Eurotiales; Aspergillaceae
Gene: PRO1
Product: glutamate 5-kinase
Exons: 5
Coding region: 1-1230 (409 amino acids)
Cellular component (GO): cytoplasm; cytosol
Molecular function (GO): RNA binding; ATP binding; glutamate 5-kinase activity
Source: RefSeq, a predicted model, not a curated record